This is a messenger RNA of Cercocebus atys (sooty mangabey), 2093 nucleotides long. It is a transcript of the gene CWC25, whose product is annotated as CWC25 spliceosome-associated protein homolog (S. cerevisiae). Gene Ontology annotation, cellular component: U2-type spliceosomal complex. Gene Ontology annotation, biological process: mRNA splicing, via spliceosome. Lineage: Eukaryota; Metazoa; Chordata; Mammalia; Primates; Cercopithecidae. The record is from RefSeq and is a predicted model, not a curated record.
AGCCAAAAUGAGACCUGGACGGCAGAGGUCUCCACAGCGAAGCCUGGAACUUUGCGAAAUCCGCACGCGACGCUACAGUCACACAGCGCGACAGAGCCCUGUACGUCAUCGUUCCGCGACGCCGACGCGGUGAGAUGACGCCCUCCCGGAAGUGGCCUGUAGGUUGGUAUGUGAAACUGGUAGUCGACGGCUCCUGGGACCAGAGCCCGCGAGGUAGCCCCUGGACUAUUUUUCUACGUAUUCUCUUGAUCCUGGAAGUCUUCCAGAUCCGCGUAGUGAGGAAUCGUCUCCACCAUCAUGGGGGGCGGAGACCUGAAUUUGAAGAAGAGCUGGCACCCGCAGACCCUCCGGAAUGUGGAGAAGGUGUGGAAGGCCGAGCAGAAGCAUGAGGCUGAGCGGAAGAAGAUUGAGGAGCUGCAGCGGGAGCUGCGAGAAGAGAGGGCCCGGGAAGAGAUGCAGCGUUAUGCCGAGGAUGUUGGGGCCGUCAAGAAAAAAGAAGAAAAGUUGGACUGGAUGUACCAGGGUCCUGGUGGGAUGGUGAACCGUGAUGAGUACCUGCUGGGGCGCCCCAUUGACAAAUAUGUUUUUGAGAAGAUGGAGGAGAAGGAGGCAGGCUGCUCUUCUGAAACAGGACUCCUCCCAGGCUCUAUCUUUGCCCCAUCAGGUGCCAAUUCCCUUCUUGACAUGGCCAGCAAGAUCCGGGAGGACCCACUGUUCAUCAUCAGGAAGAAGGAGGAGGAGAAAAAACGAGAGGUAUUAAAUAUAUCCAUGAAAAUGAAGAAAAUCAAAGAAUUGUUGCAAAUGAGUCUGGAAAAAAAGGAGAAGAAGAAAAAGAAGGAGAAGAAAAAGAAGCACAAGAAACAUAAGCACAGAAGCUCGAGUAGUGAUCGUUCCAGCAGUGAGGAUGAGCACAGUGCAGGGAGAUCUCAGAAGAGGAUGGCAAAUUCCUCCCCUGUUUUGUCCAAAGUCCCUGGAUAUGGCUUACAGGUCAGGAACUCUGACCGUAACCAGGGUCUUCAGGGUCCUCUGACAGCCGAGCAAAAGAGAAGGCAUGGGAUGAAGAACCAUUCCAGAUCCAGAAGCUCCUCCUACUCACCCCCCAGACAUGCCAGCAAGAAGAGUACCAGGGAAGCAGGGUCCCGGGACAGGAGGUCUCGAUCCCCGGGCAGAAGGUCAUGGUCCCCAAGGCCCAGCAAACCGCACAACUCUAAGGUGAACAGGAGAGAGACAGGUCAAACUAGGAGCCCAUCACCUAAAAAAGAGGUCUACCAACGGCGACAUGCUCCCGGAUAUACCAGAAAGCUCUCCGCAGAGGAAUUAGAGCGAAAACGGCAAGAGAUGAUGGAAAACGCCAAAUGGCGGGAGGAGGAGAGACUGAACAUCCUCAAGAGGCACGCUAAAGAUGAGGAACGGGAGCAGAGGCUAGAGAAGCUGGACUCCCGGGAUGGGAAGUUCAUCCACCGCAUGAAGCUGGAGAGUGCAUCUACUUCCUCCCUGGAGGAUCGGGUGAAGCGGAAUAUCUACUCUCUACAGAGAACUUCGCUAGCUCUGGAGAAGAACUUUAUGAAAAGAUGAAAACUGUCCCCUCUCUUAUUGGUUUUCCUGCAUUUUCCAGGGAAGCUGCUGACCCCUUAUUUCUCUUUAUAAGAGUUCGAAUGACUUCUUUCACAGAUAUCAAACCACCACUGUUCAAAGUGACCCUGCUCCAUCGAGUCCUGGAACAGCUCACUUCCUUUGUGAGCUAGUGUAACUUGCUUUGUGGGACACUCAGUAACUUUGGGUUUUGACUCUUGAAUGGGUGGGCACGGGACCAUCUUGGUGGGAGUGCUUGUGCCGCUCUGGAAGGCUGUUCCCUGUGGUUGUGAUGUUUAUCAUGCCGCUUCCUUCUUACCUGUGCCAACAGACCUAUUUCACUGCCUCAGUGUACACCAGACCCUUCAGAAACCUCUCUGGUGUCACCCAGAUAGAUUAUGCUUACUGAGACAAAUUCAUGUUUACUUGAUUCAGAAGAUAAUGUUGCCGGGCGCGGUGGCUCACGCCUGUAAUCCCAGCACUUUGGGAGGCCAAGGCAGGUGGAUCACGAGGUCAGGAGA